AUGGUUGCUGUACUUGGAAAGAGAAAGAGAAGAGUAGAGAUUACUGCCGAGCGACCACAGCAGGCAGAAGAAGCAGAAAGCGACAAUGAAGCCAUGCGCGCAGCGUUUAAGAGAGCAUUCGAGGCAAAGUUUCAGCCUCUGGAAGAAGUGAAACCUGCGAGUCCUCUCAACGCCCAUGUACAGAUACUGCGCGAAGCCGAAGGAGAGGAGCAAUCCGAAUUCAGUGGCUUCUCGUCAGAGGAUGAGGAGGAGGAAAAUGUCGAGGUAGUAGAGGUCGCCACGGUUUCAAGACACAGAACAGAGGGCACAAUCAGAUCCGAACAGCGGAAGUUCAUGUCUUCAAAACCCCCCAUAUCCAUCACCAAGAUCCCACCCACCACGAAAUCCAAAAAGCCACCCUCCGACUCCGACGACGAAGGCGAAGCCGUAAAUCUCAAAAAGGACCGCGAACUCCAACAACUCCUCCGCGAAUCGCACCUUCUCGACCGCACCAGCUCCACCAGCCUGAAUCCCACCGGCAAGAAUCGUCACAAAGCAAUCGAUCUUCGCAUUCAAGGACUCGGAUCCAAGGUAUCGGUGUUUAAACAGGAGAAGAUGCCCGCGUCCCACCGCAAAGGGAUUGUGGCGAAAGCCAAGAAUAGAGAGGAUACAAGGCGCAAGGAAGCGAAGGAGAAUGGGAUUGUGCUGGAGAGGCCGCAAAUAAAGAAAGGGAGGGAUGCGGCGAAGAAGAGGGACAGGGGGGUAGGUGGACCGGCGGUGGGGAGGUUCAAGGGAGGGACGCUGAGUUUAAGUAAGGGUGAUAUUAGGGAUAUUGUUGGAUCGAGAGGUAAGGGCAAAGGGAAGCGGAGGUAA
Messenger RNA from Pseudovirgaria hyperparasitica, 852 nucleotides. RefSeq lists its product as uncharacterized. NCBI's taxonomy places the organism in Eukaryota, Fungi, Ascomycota, Dothideomycetes, Acrospermales, Acrospermaceae. Bases 1 to 852 code for a protein of 283 amino acids. The transcript is spliced from 2 exons. Gene Ontology annotation, biological process: maturation of SSU-rRNA from tricistronic rRNA transcript (SSU-rRNA, 5.8S rRNA, LSU-rRNA). Gene Ontology annotation, cellular component: nucleolus. The record is from RefSeq and is a predicted model, not a curated record.